Racocetra persica is the source of this 442-nucleotide messenger RNA. NCBI's taxonomy places the organism in Eukaryota, Fungi, Glomeromycota, Glomeromycetes, Diversisporales, Gigasporaceae. The record is from the annotation of a GenBank genome assembly.
CCUCGGCUCAUUGUAUUAAUACAAUGGCUAAUAUGGGAUUAUGUACUACAUACCAAAUAACUUUUAAUAAAAUUAAUGGAAUAAGUAAUGAGUAUUAUAAUAGUGUGAACAAAUAUGUUCAAGAUCAUGUAGACGAUUAUCAUAAUCUUCAUGGUACUCAUAUUCCAUCAACAAAUUCAGCUAAACAAAUCGUUCACAUGGCCACCAUAUUAUUUAAUACUAUUAGAUAUCCACCUAUUUCUUAUAAUUCUGUUUAUGGUUUACCUGUUCAUAAUCCCCAAGGUGUUGACGCAUUUCUCUUAAAAACAAUUAGUCAAAAAUAUAUAUUUACUUUAGCAAAUAGUUACAAUUUGGAAAAGUCAAAUUGGAGUUGGGUAUCAAAUAAAACAAACUUAAUUGAAAAUUUAACAAUUCAUUCUUACAAUGCAGAUAUUGCUCAAAA